Molecule: messenger RNA, 822 nt
Organism: Synchytrium microbalum
Lineage: Eukaryota; Fungi; Chytridiomycota; Chytridiomycetes; Synchytriales; Synchytriaceae
Exons: 5
Coding region: 1-822 (273 amino acids)
Source: RefSeq, a predicted model, not a curated record
AUGAAGGAGACCUUGAAAAUGUGUUUCUUUUAUAAUGGAGUAGCAGGACUCAUAUACCUCUGCAUUUUCUGUCUGGAACCCUUUAAGUCCGCUCAAUCUCUCGACUCUACCACCGAUCCACCUCCGACAUUUACCAGCGUUCUCCGAAGAUUCACGUCACGUGAGAUGUCACUCGUAGCCAUGGCUAUUAUCCUCAUCUCCUCCAUAAGACGUAAAAAUCUGCAUCAUCCUUCGCAUCUCUCUCCUUAUGACUUUGUAGAUGAUGCAGAUGGUAGUAGUGAUGGUAGUAGUGCAAGUGAUUUUAAUAGUAGUAGUAAUCGUAUUAGUGACCGUAGCAGUAGUAGUAGCAGCAGUAGCCCCAGGAAUCUACCACCAACACUAGAAGAACUAUGUGUCUCCCCCGUAUCUAGACUAUAUAGAGCAGCCGCCCGACGCCUACACUCUCGCGGCCAAACCCGACAGCACUGGUGGGGUCUAAUGACUCUCAUCAUCCCGUUGGAAGACUCGAAAUUUACUACACAGCAAGGGCAACGUGAAUUCCUCGAACGGUGUAUAGAUCAAGGCGCCUAUAUCAAAGUGAUUGUUGCGUUGGAUAGUGAAGCGGAUUUCGCUAUAAUGGAUGUUAAUAAUGUAGACGGUGCUCCACUGUUAAGGGAUUCGAGACAAAAGAUUGUUUUGGAGUUUCGUAGUCCGCGAUUCUCUGCUUAUGAUGAAGUGCUAGAGCUGGACGAAAAGGGGAAGUGGAGGUUGAGGUGGCAGUGGAGAGUUUCGGAUAUAGAUUAUUUGUUUGCUAGUCAACAGCGUAAACGAAAAUAUAUAUAG